This is a messenger RNA of Fusarium poae, 6027 nucleotides long. RefSeq lists its product as uncharacterized. The coding region runs from base 1 to 6027 and encodes 2008 amino acids. The record is from RefSeq and is a predicted model, not a curated record. Gene Ontology annotation, biological process: double-strand break repair via homologous recombination. Gene Ontology annotation, cellular component: cytoplasm; chromosome. Lineage: Eukaryota; Fungi; Ascomycota; Sordariomycetes; Hypocreales; Nectriaceae. The transcript is spliced from 4 exons. Gene Ontology annotation, molecular function: 3'-5' DNA helicase activity; ATP binding; nucleic acid binding.
AUGUUACCAUUUAUUAAAUUAACCGAGUACCCAUUUGUGAUUUGUACAGUAUGCCGUUAUGCAUAUGUCACCAAGGAGGUUGAAUCGCAUUUAAAGAAGCACCAUAAGAGCAUCAAAGCAGCAGUCAGAAGAGAGAUUACCCAGCAAGUCAGGGAUUUGCCCGGCAUGAUUGAUGACAGAAGAUGGUUGUUAACGUGGCCAACGCCACCGCCGACGACCGACCCGAUCCCAUAUAUCCACCCGCCGGUCCCCGAUAACUUAGGUUGUGGCGAGGAAGGGUGUUGGACCGUGGUUGGCACCCCGCGAGGCAUGCAGGAUCAUUACCGUAAGGAACACGGUUGGAGUAACCCGCGCGGGAGAGGCGGAAGUCAGCAAACGCGGAGGAUACAGGCCCAGCUGGUCCCAUGGCGCACCGGCGUCCAAAGCCAGCGGUUUUUCAGCAACGGGCCGGCCAGUAGUUGGUUCGAGGUCGGGUUUGGGGCGCCGGCCACCCAGACGGCCGAUGAGGCCGCCAUGAUGGAGCGGACGGUGCGUGCCAUGGAGCAGAAGCAAGAGCAGUUCGAGCGAGAGGAUAGAGAGUGCAUCAAAGCCGCCGACGCAAAGACAGAUGCGAACGCGUGGUUAGAGCGUGUAGGAUGGGCCGACCAUUUGCAGGGUUUAGAUCCGGAAGCCAUGAGACAGUUGACAGACCCGGUCGGCGAAGAAGAGCAUGUUUUACAGUUGAUCCAGGACAGUAUCAUGCGGGUCAUGUUGCAGGCACGGAUUACAGCCACGCCCAGCACGGUCGGCAGCCAGGCAUUAUUCGAAGUACAACGGAAGGAGGUAGACAAGAAGCCGCGGCGGCCAUUCGACAACCGAGUCGAAGAAGACACGUGGGCACGGUACACAGCAGUUUGGGUCAAGUUGAUAUGUUAUGUAUACCGUGCCGAGACCAUGGAGGACAACGAGAGGCCCGGGUUCCGAUUAACGAAACGACAGGGGGAUACGAUGGACGAGUUGACGGAGUUAAUAGAGGAGUAUGUUGAAGACCCCGAAGCCAAUCCAUUAGAUGAGGAGCGCGUGGACGAGUUGACGCUGCAGGUCGUUAUGGCAUUGUUGGAUCACAGGUUAACGGCAGGUGAAUACCGCAGUGGUAUUAUCAGUGGGUUGGCCGUGCUGGGCAUCCGCAAAGACGGUGGAUGGAUGGAUGUGAUGGAUUACACGCCCAUGUAUUCAGCCGUGAUCAAAGUAGCGCGGGCCAUGGUCGUGUAUCAGUCGUAUCGGGAGAGGAAGGAAGAGGUGGCCCGAUUACAGCAGGAGAAGGGUUUAGGUGAGGAAGAGGCCGAGGAGGAGGCGACCAGCAUGUUCCGGAUCGUGCGUGAGAAGGUGCAGAGGUUCAUGACGGUGACAUCGAAGGAGACAUACGCCGAGCCGACGCCGAUGGAUUGGAUAUACGAGGCACGCACGUACGGCAUGUAUAUUCGGUUCAACACGCCAGCAGGCGGAACCGUGGAUUGGGAUGGCGACCAUAUCACGUAUAGAAAGACACGGUUCCGGAUGGCCGCGUUGACCGAGAUGUUGCAUGCAUUGACGAGGGAGGCGAGGGAGCAUUUAGCGACGUUGACGAUGGUGGAAGACGUGGACCAGUUACCGCGAAUCCCGUGGAAGGAGGUGGAGGACGAUCACAGUGAGGACCGGAUGGGGUAUUCAUUUUUGACCGAUGAACGGAACCGCGAGUGGGUAAAGAGAGGUAAGAAUUGGGUGAUGAACCAGAUCACCGAUACACAACCGGACGGGCAGGGCCAGGCACGACGCAAGGUGUGGAUCGACAACGGCAGAAGGGACGGAAAGCCAUUCCAGGCCCGGGCGGUACAGUCAUAUGGCCAGACAUUCAACGGGUUCAUGGAACGAAUGUUCAUGUUGAUGUACAUGAUGAGCCAGCCAGCACGGAUACCCGAGAUGUCGGGCAUCCGGCACCAGAACACCAUGAAUGGAGGGGUCAGGAACAUAUUGGCGCACAACGGCAUGAUGUGCGUGGUCACGUUAUAUCACAAGGGAUUCCGGUUGACGGGUCAGGCCAAGGUGAUUCACCGGUAUUUACCGCAUGCCGUGGGAGAGUUAUUGGUGUGGUAUUUAUGGUUGGUUUUGCCAUUUUGGCAGCAGGUUCAGGGUAUCGUCAAAGAUGCCGGUAUCCGCAGCCCGUUGAUGUGGCCGGAUGAAGUGGUACGCAAGGCAGAAGGCAGUAUCGUAGAGGAGAGGGAGGCAAGACGAGCGGCAUUGGAGAGGCACAGUCAGAAUGGCGGCGGCAUGCAUGAAGAAGACGAUGAUAACAGCGGAGGUAGUACAGAGAACCCGCAUGACCCCGAUAACCCCGCGAACGCCGAUGAUAUUGGGUUCCAGAGCUGGGUGCAGGAGCGGAAGUGGACAUCAGACCGGGUCCGUCGAAUCAUCCAACGGCACAGCAGGCGAUUAUUAGGCGUGACGUUAAGUAUCAGUUCAUGGAGGCAGAUUGCGAUCGCCAUAGCCCGUCGGUAUUUGAACGGUGCAUGUAAAGAGUCGACAUUGGAUGGGGAGGAUGAAGAUGACGAUUUGGAUGACAACCCGGUGGAUUUGCAAGCCGGGCACGGAACGCACGUGGCGGGCAUGGUAUACGCACGCGAGUUGCAGCAGGGAUUGUUCAGCACGGCAUCGAUGCGGGACAAGUUCCGAGCCGUCAGCAGGCAGUGGCACCGUUUGUUCGAGUUCCAGGACAGCGAGGAGAGUGGGGCGUCGGCCGCAACCCGGCGAAAACGAGCCCCGUAUGACACGGAGCGUGAGUAUAAUCGGAUGCAGCGGUUCAGACGAUUGCAGCAGGUCGAUAUUGCCGGUCAGUUACGGCAGAUGAUGGGGCCGUCGGCGGCGUUCCGUGGUCAGCAGGAGACGGUGAUCCGGGCGAUCAUACGGGGCGAGAGUCCGAUUAUCCAGAUCGCAGGCACAGGUGAGGGCAAGAGUAUGUCGUUUUUAUUACCAGCAUAUUGUGCCAACGACAACGGCGGGACGACAAUCGUGAUCGUGCCGUUGAUUUCAUUACGGGAUGAUUUACACGGUCGUUGUGAUAAGAGCAAAAUCGGGACAUAUAGUUGGAAGAGCCGCGAGGGACACCAGAUUGCCCCAAUUAUAUUCGUGACGCCCGAGUCAGCGGUGACGAAGGAGUUUGGCGAUUUCGAAGUCGGGCCGGAAGAGGAUGCAGAAGACAGGCAGGUUGUCAAGACGGUACGAGAUUGGUUAUAUCAACACAGUAACGGCCGAGUUAUCGUAUAUGCAAGCACGAUCGAACGGGUUGAGCGGUUGGGGGAAAGGUUGGAGUGCGAUGUAUAUCAUUCAAAAGUAGAUACAGCAGUCGGUAAGGAGCAACGAUUACGAAUGUGGAUCGAAGGUGGGCAUUUAAUUGUGGCGACAAAUGCGUUGGGGUUAGGCAUAGACGUGCCAGACGUUCGGUUGGUCAUACACGCCGGCAUGCCGAGUCGAUUACGGGAUUACGUGCAAGAGAGCGGACGGGCGGGAAGAGACGGUGAGCCGAGUGAAGCAAUUGUCGUGGUAUGCCGGCCAAAGGGAAGAGAACGAGAGGAUAAGGCCGACAAAAAGAAGGUCGAGCGAGCACGGGCGACGAUAAGCAGCAGUUGGCCGCCGAAAGAGGCGGCGGUAGAGAGGUUUAUCAGCGGAAAGUGGUGUCGCCGUGUGGUAUUGGAUCAGAUGAUGGAUGGUCGAUUGGAUCGCGCGGGUUGCGACGACAAGGUGGAAGAGAUAUGCGAUAUAUGCCGGCGACAGAGAGAUCAGUUGAUGUUUGAAGCGGAUAUAUCGUGGGUUGAGAACGAGGACACAGGUAGUGGGAAAGGCAUGGAAAUGGCAGAUCAAUAUGGAGGACAGGUAACAGAAGGAGAGAUCCAGGCACGAUUUGAGCAGGCCGGGCGGAGCAUACGAUACGAGCAAUUCAAGGCGAGGCAAGACGAGAUACGCAUCCAUCAGGAGGUGGAGACAUUCGAGCAAGAGUUGGGACAUAUGGUCGGCCGGUGCAUAGGUUGUUUCAUGGCAACAGGCGUUAUAGAGGAAGAUCAAUUACACAGGAGAGAUGAGUGCCCGUUAUGGGACAAGAGAUGGUGGGAUGACAUGGCGCGAGCGGAAGAGAAGUGGCAGAAAAGCAUGUUUACAAAAGGGGUCAUGGCGGAUCAUUCCGGUUGUUUUUGGUGUGGCAUGCCGCAAGCGAUUUGCACACAUUGGGAGCCGUUGGACAACGAUCAAGGAAGAUUCAAGUUAAAGAAGGAUGGGCAUGCGUUUUUUGGGUUUAGGGCCGAAGACCGCGUAGAGCGCAGUGGCGGGAUGGGAUUGAAGCGAGGUCAGAUAGAGUUUGAAAUAGAGCGAGAAGAGAUACGGAGGCGGCGGUUCGAGCGAUUGCAUAGGGCCGAUAUGAGAGGGCAGUUAAAGCAGAUGAUGGGCGAGUCAGCCGAGUUUCGAGGGUUGCAGGAGGCCGUAAUCCGAACCGUGGUGCGCGGGGAUGGGCCGAUUGUGCAGAUAACGCCGACCGGAGGUGGCAAGAGUUUGACAUUCAUGUUGCCGGCGUUUUGCACGCCGGACGGCAUGACAAUUGUGGUGACGCCGUUAGUGGCAUUAGAGAACGACAUGGAGGAGCGGUGCAGAAAGAUGGGGAUUGACGGAUAUGUGUGGAAGAGCCGGGGAGUGCAACGGGGUGCAUCAUUGGUGUUCGUGACGCCGGAAUCGGCCGUGACGAAAGGGUUCCGAUCAUUCGUGGAGAGAAUGCAUGGGCAGGAAAAGUUAGACCGGGUCAUGGUGGAUGAGUGUCACACGGCAUUGGAGUGGACGAAAACAUUCCGGCCGCGGAUUGGGCAGUUGGGGUCAGCAUUACAGGAGUUCGGGUUACAGGUCAUUUGUUUAACGGCGACAUUGAAGAGGACAGAAGAGCGGUUGUUAUAUGCACAGUUAGGGUUUGAAGCCGAACGCGUGCGUUUAUUCCGAGAACGAACGACACGGCGGAAUAUUGAGUACCGGGUGGAGAUCAUUGAGGAUAGGGAGGGGGAAGGAGUAGGCCGCCGCAGUGGUGGUCAGCGAUCGGCGCAGGAAGGGGCAAGACGAUGGAAGCAGAAUGGAUCAGCAGCAAAGAACAACAAAGGUGAAGAGGAGGAUGAGGUUAUAGAGCGUGUUUGUGAAGUUGUAAAGACGUGGACAGAAGUAAAUCACAAUGAGGGAAAAGUGGUUAUAUAUGGAGGCACAAUCGAGAGGGUGAAGAAGAUCGCAGCAUCAUUAGAUUGUGUUGGGUAUUGGAACAAGGCGGGAAGUGCGGAGGAUAAAGCAAGAUGGAUGGAGGAGUGGAGAACAAGUGUUGGGGGAAAGUCCGGUUGGAUCGUCGCGACAAACGCAUUGGGAUUAGGGGUUGAUGUGCCGGACGUCAGGUUAGUAGUUCAUGCGGGAAUGCCGCGCAGAUUACGAGAUUUUGUCCAGGAAAGCGGUCGAGGGGGGCGGGAUGGAAAGAGGAGCGAGUCCGUUGUCGUAGUGCAGAGUUCAUGGAUGAAAGAACAGCAGGAGAUUUGGACAAAGAGGAGAGAGGAGAGAGAUCGAGGCGGGGACAAUGGUGUCAGUGAGGAGGGUGCGGUCAGCAAGCAGGCGUAUGAGUGGGAGGAAGACGUUGUGGAGUUUGUAGAAGGCAAGGAGUGCCGGCGUGAGGUUUUAGACCGCGAGAUGGAUGGGUUUAUGGGACGGGUAGGGUGUGAAGUAGGUGAAGAAGAGCGUUGCGAUGUGUGUAGGGAGCGUGCAUUGCGGAUGGAAGCACAAGUAUCAAGGAGAGGUACAUCAUGGGUCAGCAUACAGAGUGAAGAGGAAGAGGAGUUGGCGAGGGCAGCAGCAGCAGUUGAGGCAGAUUAUGAGAGGAGCAAAAGGUCAAUUCAGUGGGCAGAGAUGGAGCAGGUAGCACGGGUAAUGAAGGAAGCAGAGGACGCGGCAGAUUUCGAGGCGGAGUUAGACGAUUGGAGCGGGCGUUGCAUUAUGCAUGUCCGAUGA